Molecule: messenger RNA, 1424 nt
Organism: Notodromas monacha
Lineage: Eukaryota; Metazoa; Arthropoda; Ostracoda; Podocopida; Cyprididae
Source: the annotation of a GenBank genome assembly
AUGUUCGUCUCUUUUUUUUUGCAGCAAGUUAACCCCGAGCUGGUUUUUCUCACCCGUGUUCCGCGAGGCUUGUCGAAUGGAUCCGUGGUGCAUUUGGAAGGUUCAUACGAUGACUGGCAAUUAUCGGAUGAAUAUAGAGUUGCCCUGACUUGCGAUCCCGAGGGCAACCCCACACAUCACAAUCCCGGAGAAGUAGCCAUUCAAUGCACCAUUUCUUUCUCCUUCCGCACCAUUUCCUGCAAGAGCUUCAUCCAAGGGGAAUGGAGUGUCAAGGAAUCGGGCAUCGGGUUCCCACUCGCCCCGCGGGAAAGGUUCCUUCUCACCUUCGAAUGUCUUCUGUAUGCUUUCAAGUUGAAAGUGAACGGAGUGGAUGUCGGAGUGUUCGCUUACCGACUUCCAGUGGAGAAGAUCAGGAACUUGCUGGUAACCGGUCGUGGUGCUCAUGUUCUUCAAGUGGCCAUCGAAAACGUUGCUCUUCAUCACACUCCAGAACGAGUCCCAGUCCCGUUUUCCUUCCACAACUCUGUUGGGAUCCAGCAAGGAAUGGCAUCAAGCUCACGGAAUGACGGCUUCACGGCGUAUCACAGUCAACUAUUGCCUCAAGCUCAGUUUCAUGAUCAGAAUGCUCUGGGUUCCCUGGUACACGCCAUGAUCCCAUUGAUAGCCAACAUCAUGCAACCCGCUGCACCCGGCAAUCCUCCAUAUCCGUCCAACAAUACCUUCAAUCAUCAGCAGCCGCGCGAACCCAGUCAACCCACAUCGAACUCACCUUUCAACGUGGGCUUCAACGGCUGGCAACCCAGCAACAGCCAAAUGCCCCCAGCAGCAGACGAGCCCUCGGAUGGAAUGAAAACCCCCGAGCAUCUCGUGAGUCACAACCCCAGAAAACAACCUCACAUGGGCCACAUGGGCUACGGAGCUUCCUUGCCACCGUCUUCCGUGUUCUUGAGUGAAGUGACGACGGCUUCUCAGCAGGACAAAAAAGAGCUGAAAGAUACGGAACGGACUGAAGUUACUCGAGGAAAUGCCGCCGCCGAAUGGGAGCCGCCGCCAUUCGUCAAUUACUUCCUCGGGCCGAGUGACUCUUCACCGGAUUCAUCUGACAGUCGGGAACGCGACGCCAAGGGCCCAGUGACAACGUCGGAACUGCGCUCCAUCAUUGCUGAAAUGGAGAAGGAAGUCGGGGAGAAAUCCAACACCAACACAACCUCGAGUCCGGACCGAAGAACCCCCAGGAUCAGAGUGAGCGAUUCCUUGUUGGAAGACAUGAGCAAGAACAGCGAGGAGGAGAAAAACGUCACCCGCUAUGUGGAACAGGCUGCAUUGGACGAAUCCAGCCCGAGUCAAAAACAUACGAGAGAUAAAUAAAUUUCUUUUAAGAACGAAUUGAAUAAAUCGCAGCCUCAUUCUCAACGCAUGAAACA